ACCCUCUAACAAGCGGCGGAAACCGAAAUAACGUGCCUGUUUUGUUUCACAAUCGUUCAGUAACUUGGUAUGUUGUUAUGGCGUUCGCCAAAGAUUAUACGGAAGAAAUAACCAUGGGCUACUAUUGUUUCAAUUUGGCCUUUGCAAUGGCCUUUUUCAUAUUUGGAACCAUCUAUUUGAGGCACAGAGACAAAAGGGACCAGCAAAGGAGGGAAUGGCGCCAAUUUGCGGAAAGAAUUUACGGCGAGUACAGCAAACUGAAAGAUAAAGAUAUCCCUCGGAGGAUUUCAAAGGUGAAGGACACUUUCGACAAGAUUCAGAUGAACUCAGCAACUACUGGCCUGGAUGUGUUAAGGUACAUGCUUGCAGAAGGUAACUACGAGCGCUCCAAGACCACCCAGUUGGAAUGUCUUCGCGAAGACCUACAGUCCAUAUUUCCGUUGUUCAAUGUUUGCUCUUCGUUGCUUCUCUUGGGAAAAGUUCCAAAAAAUAUCAAAGAAGAGCUGACAGAUGUGAUCAGUGACCUAGGCAAGAUGGCAGUACAUUUCUUUAAAGGAAAGCAGCGCAAAAUCAUUUUGAAAUGUCUUGAACAUUUCUCGAAUGAUAGACCGCAGCACGAAACUGAAAGGAGAAUAAGGGAGCUGGACGACAACCUUGAAGCAACUGUUCCAUAUGCGAAAAGCUGCCUAAUAUUUGGCACCUCGGAAGGCAGCUUACCAGGGCAGCUGUAUGUUUUACCUGGGUCGUUCGGUUUGGCUGGGUUCCACCACAGCGGAAGAACAACAAUGGAACUCGAGAACAGACGUGAUUAUAGCAAGUGCAGUAAUUUUUCACUCUACAUAAAAGAAAACAACCCACAAAGAAGUGGUUUAAUAUCCUUGCGGGGCCUUCACAAGGACCUGGAAGAUCCAAGGUAUCUAGCAGAUUUUGCCAGAGAAUUACGAAAGAAACAGCCUGUACCACGUCUAAACUUGAUUGAAGAGAUCACCCAUCUUGACACAGAUAAACGUGUUGUUGAGAAAGUGUUGCACGAGGUACGUGUUUACAUCCACCUGUUACUAAAUGGAAGUCAACAGCAAGAACAAAUUAGAGUUAACGUGACAAGGCUGUGCGAGGUAAAGGAAGAAAUAACAAAGGUUAGGCCGACUGAGGCUGUAGUUAAAGGAAUUUGUGAACGAUUUAUAGAAGAUCUUGCAAGAAUUCAGACAAGCCAAUAUCACUGUAACAGUGAAGAGUUCUGUGGGAAAUUAAACCAAUUAUGGUGUAAGAUGCAGGAAAUUCAAAUUAUACCGUGGACCCAGUCAAGAGACCAUCUUUCAUGUCCUCAGUUAAACUUGAUUUCCAUUCCUCUGGGAGUGCAUCCUAAUCUGUAUAUCAACAAACAAGGAAGCACGCGCACGUCAUGAGGCUGGAGAUCAAGACCAGUCCCAAGUAAGCUAAUUUUGAUAUAUCAAAAUAAUGGUCAGUGUAAAACGCAGACUGCAGAUCGGGAGUAAAAUUCAGUCUGAGGGUAAAAUGCAGACUGCAGACUGCAGACUACAGACUUUUUGAGUAUAUAUUGUGUUACUUCCAUUAUUGAGUGUUAACCGUAAACAGGGUUAUCCAGGCUAAUCAUGACGUAGUGAAAGUUUGCACUCCGGUUAGCCUGAAUAUCACUCAGGUUAGCCUGAAUAACGUUGUGAUUAGCCUGUUUACG
Messenger RNA from Orbicella faveolata, 1696 nucleotides. RefSeq lists its product as uncharacterized. The record is from RefSeq and is a predicted model, not a curated record. Lineage: Eukaryota; Metazoa; Cnidaria; Anthozoa; Scleractinia; Merulinidae.